AUGUCAUCUGACAAGCAUUGCUGUGUUCCUGGAUGUAAGGAUACGGAAGGACCAUUAUUACUAAAAAGGUUUAUUAAUACAUCUGCUAAAAGACAGCCGCUGCAAAAAAUUCUGGACCUACAAAAACCAUCAAAAUCGUCAGAUCCAUUUCAACUCAUUGUGCAUAUAUACAACCUACAUCAACAAACAUUGAAUAAGUUGACAUACACAAAGAGAAUAUAG
This is a messenger RNA of Parnassius apollo (apollo), 222 nucleotides long. The record is from the annotation of a GenBank genome assembly. Lineage: Eukaryota; Metazoa; Arthropoda; Insecta; Lepidoptera; Papilionidae.